CCGUUUCCAUCAAUUGCAACUCUUUCUCUUCAAUUUUCCUAAAACUUCUACUACCCAAGAUACAAAAUGAGCGGUCCUAAGGCUGUCGCUGAGAAUAUGCUCUGGGGAGGUCGAUUCACCCAGGGCCUCGACCCCCUCAUGGUUCAAUACAACCAGUCCCUGCCCUAUGACCGCAUCUUUUGGAAACAAGACAUUGCCGGCUCAAUUGCUUUUGCUCGAGCCAACGUGAAGACUGGUAUCCUCACGGGGCAAGAGUUCUCCGAGAUUGAGCGUGGCUUCAAGCAGAUUGCCGAGGAAUGGAGCACCAACACAUUCGCCGUCAAGGAAAACGACGAAGAUAUCCACACCGCAAAUGAGCGUCGACUAUCAGAAAUCAUUGGCAAGGAGAUUGGAGGCAAGCUGCACACCGGUCGGUCCCGCAACGAACAAGUUGCGACUGAUAUGCGGCUCUGGUUGCGGGAUGAGCUGCGCAGGCUGGACAGCAUCCUGUGCGAUCUCAUCAAGGUUUCGAUCUCUCGCGCAGAGGCCGAGCUCGGCUACCUCAUGCCAGGUUAUACCCAUUUGCAAAAGGCCCAGCCAGUCCGGUGGAGCCACUGGAUUUUGUCGCACGCUACGGCGUUUGCCAGCGAGCUGCAGCGCCUGCGUGAAGUCACCAAGCGUGUCAACCGUAGUCCCCUUGGUACCGGUGCUCUUGCAGGCAACCCCUUCAACAUUGACCGUGAGGCAAUGGCCAAGGAGCUGGGCUUUGAGGGCCUGCUGUACAACUCGAUGAACACUGUCGCCGACCGUGACUUCGCCAUGGAGACUAUGCAGUGGGGUAGCUCAUUCAUGCUCAAGAUCUCUCGCUGGGCCGAGGAUCUGAUCAUCUACAGCAGCUUGGAAUUCGGCUUUGUUCGCUUGUCUGAUGCUUACUCCACCGGUUCCUCAUUGAUGCCUCAGAAGAAGAAUGCAGACAGCCUGGAGCUUCUGCGCGGAAAAGCCGGUCGAGCCUUUGGCCAAAUGGCCGGUCUAAUGAUGACGAUCAAGGGUCUUCCCACUACCUACAACAAGGAUUUGCAGGAGAGCAUUGAACCCCUCCUCGAUCACAUCAAGACUGUUAGCGACAGUAUCCAGAUCGCAACUGGAGUGCUGUCGACUCUUACCGUUAUUCCCGAGAAAAUGACGGCUGCCUUGGCGCCGGAAAUGCUCGCUACCGAGAUUGCCGACUAUCUGGUUCGCAAGGGUGUCCCCUUCCGUGAGGGUCACCACAUCUCUGGUCGCGUUGUUGCCCUGGCGGAGAAGACCAGUAUUCCCAUGGAUACACUUUCCCUCGAGCAACUGAAAACAGUUGAUGCCCGCUUCGAUGAAGAUGUGCGCACCUGUCUGGAUUAUGAGCGUGCAGUGGAGUUGAAGGAUGCUGUCGGCGGCACUAGUCGGCGGGCUGUCUUGGAACAGACCUCUGUUCUGAGAAGCCUACUGUGAGUGCGCAGUCAUUUACAAUUUCGGGUCAUAUAUACAAAAAAAGUAGCGAGAUGAUAAUAUCUGGUAUAUACAUAUUCUAAUACAUAAGAUUUUCAAUCAAUUUUUU
Messenger RNA from Aspergillus caelatus, 1567 nucleotides. Its product is annotated as argininosuccinate lyase ARG4. NCBI's taxonomy places the organism in Eukaryota, Fungi, Ascomycota, Eurotiomycetes, Eurotiales, Aspergillaceae. The coding region runs from base 67 to 1461 and encodes 464 amino acids. The record is from RefSeq and is a predicted model, not a curated record. The transcript is spliced from 3 exons. Gene Ontology annotation, molecular function: argininosuccinate lyase activity. Gene Ontology annotation, cellular component: cytosol.